Molecule: messenger RNA, 4983 nt
Organism: Mizuhopecten yessoensis (Yesso scallop)
Lineage: Eukaryota; Metazoa; Mollusca; Bivalvia; Pectinida; Pectinidae
Product: fatty acyl-CoA reductase 1-like
Exons: 15
Coding region: 423-2003 (526 amino acids)
Biological process (GO): long-chain fatty-acyl-CoA metabolic process
Cellular component (GO): peroxisome
Molecular function (GO): alcohol-forming very long-chain fatty acyl-CoA reductase (NADP+) activity
Source: RefSeq, a predicted model, not a curated record
GUUGCUAUAAGUACACGAUGUGGAGUGACGCUACACUGUGUCUUCUGAGAAGGAUUGUAUACGGGGUUAUUGAUUGAGGAGAGACACGGGAAACUGACGGAACAACCUUAGAAGCGGGCAGACACACAGCUUCUGAGAUAUCUGUUUACCCCGGAACCUGUCUAUCGAGAACGAUACACAUCCCUGUCCGGCAGUACAUUGUACACGACAUUUCAGUCUGGACCACACGUCCGUAACUAUGAACUUUGCGUGACAGCUUAUGAUAGAAUGCUUCAGGCUUAGUAUACACGUGUACUGUGGCUAUGAACACCAGCGGAGGGCUAGAUUCAGAUUCAGAUGUGCUAGGACGAACACGUGUACAGGACUAGGGAAUCGUUGUGAAGAUGGGGAUCCCUAUAAACUAUACCCGGAUGUGAAAAGGUAUGGCGUCACUUGAUAAUGGAAGUGCCAUGGCGUCGUUUACCACGAUCCCGGAGUUUUACCAGGACAAGUGUGUCUUCAUCACGGGGGCCACAGGUUUUAUGGGCAAAGCCCUACUGGAAAAACUGCUGAGGUCAUGUCCGGACAUCCGGCGGGUCUACAUCCUCAUCAGACCCAAAAAGGGCAAGGAAGUCAGCCAGAGACUCGAAGAGCUACUCAACUCUGAAAUAUUCCAAAAGUUAAACAAGGAAAACAACGACUUCCGGUCUAAGAUAGUCCUGAUAACUGGAGACAUCGUCCACGACAACCUGGGAAUGAGCGAACAAGAUGAACAGACGCUGAUUGACGAGGUUUCUGUCGUCUUUCAUUCAGCAGCCACUGUUCGAUUCGACGAGGAGUUAAAAUUGUCCGUAGAAAUGAACGUAUUAGGAGUGUACAGGGUUAUACAACUUUUGAAGAAAAUGAAACACCUUGAGGCCUUUCUGCACGUGUCCACGGCAUAUGCAAACUGUCACAAGCGCACUGUGGAGGAGCACAUUUAUGACCCGCCCAUACACCCACACAAACUACUAGACGCUGUAGGGUGGAUGGAGAGUGACGUAUUACAAAUCCUGACCCCUAAGAUGAUCGGUGACCGGCCCAACACAUACACUUACACCAAGUCUAUAGCAGAAUACUUAGUCAAAGAGGAGUGCGCCAACAUCCCCACCGCCAUCUUCCGUCCGUCUAUCGUCUGUGCCACAUGGAGUGACCCCAUAGAGGGCUGGAUUGAUAACUACAACGGCCCCACUGGUAUCAUGGCAUCCCUAGGAACAGGUGUAUUACGGGUGAUGCGCGGGGACCGCCAUGCCAUAUCUGAUAUUAUUCCUGUUGACAUGGCUUGUAGUAUGAUGAUAGCAACCGCUUGGUAUACCGGUACACACAGAUCUAAAGAAAUGAAGGUGUUCAACUGUACAACGGGAUCCAUCAACAGUUUGACCUGGGGAGACAUGGAGGACUACACCAGACAAUAUUCCAUGAAGAACCCCUUUAAUACGGUAACCCGGGUACCAAGCCUGAUGUUCACCAAGUGUGUAUUUUGGCACGACAUCAACGUAUUGUUUAAUCAGGUGCUACCUUCCUACCUCCUGGAUAUGUAUAUGUGGAGUACCGGCAAAAAACCCAUUUUCCGGAAACUAGAGGACCGUCUUAGGAAAGCCACGGCAAUUCUGGAUUACUUCACAAAUAAGGACUGGGAAUUCAAGUCCGAUAACCUAGAUAUGUUACUGGCCGUUAUGUCUCCGGGCGACCGAAAGACUUUCAAUUUUGAUCCCCGGAGUAUAUCGUGGCCUAGAUAUAUAGAAGCUUACUGUCUCGGUAUCAAGUGUUACGUAAUGAAAGAGGAGCUGGCAGAACUACCCAAGGCUCGAACAACGCUCAAACGGCUACAGCGGCUGAGUUUUGCCACUAAUACGCUGGUCAUCAUAAUUGUGUGGAGGAUUCUGAUUAACCGAGUCAGCAUAGCGCGAUCAAUGUGGAACUUUCUCCUACACUGGGUCGUAAAAUUCUUUAACUGUCUGCCAAAGAUUGCCAAGAUUACAUAAACAUGCAAGAGUACAUUGAAGUCAAUUGUGAAUGAAAGAGUAUCUAUUACCGAGUAUAUCCGUGACUAUAUGUGUACAAUACAACUCAAAUACAAAUGUGUUGGAAGCGAAGGUGAGAAAGAAAUAAUUGCUGGACAUAAUGUGAUAUCCGAUCAAGCUUAACGCAACCAGUGCUGGUAGUCUUGAAUGUUUCAAGACUCACCUACAUGAGACAAACCAAACAACUAUCCAGGGUGUUUUAACUACACUGUGUGUAUAUAGAAUGUAUAGCACAAUACACUCUUUUAAAUAACUUACAUGCGCAUCCAAAAGUGACAGAAUAAUCAGUUUAUUGAUGGUGGCCGCGUAAUGGUAGAAAUAGAAGUGGCAGAACGCUUAGCUGGAAUGCAGCUUAUAUAAGCUAACAAUGGUUUAUAAACACAUCUAUGCAUACUUACGGGUAUAGCAAGUGAAUGGGGUGAUAUUUUCUGUACGAAUGUGUAUGUGAAUUCUCGUGCAUGUGCGUACGUGUGUAUGUGAAUUCUCGUGCAUGUGUGUACGUGUGUGACUUCACCUGUAUAUGGCUUCACGUGUAUAUGUGCGAAUAUGUGACUCACCUGACAGGAGAAACGAGUGCGAGUAAUGUAUUUAUAUUGGGAGUGACGUGUGCAUGCAGAUACAUAUGUUGUAUGAAAGUUUCGGAAGCGUGGACUGACACAUUGGCUAGAGGUGAUGUCGAUAGUUCAGUUAGUAUUGUAUAUAGUAUUGGUGAGACGGAAUGAAACCCAUAUCGGAUUCCAAGUGAAAUAUUGCGAUGGAAUUCCAUGAUGAUAUAUCUUCGAUUUACUCACAAAUAUUUAUUACCCUUUUUAAACAUUUUUAUGAUAUCUCUCCAUUUUAAUAACUAUGGUGCAGGUCGCGUGUGUCUUUGCCAUUAGCAUGCAUACAACACUUAGACGGAUAUAGUAUACCAGACAGAUCGAGAUUCUGGUACUUUUCAGUGACUGAUAGCAUCCUUAAUUCUCAGCGUAAAAAUUGUUUAUGAAAUGAUAGCAAAACUUAGAAUUAAGAUAUUGAUUUCUUGCAGCAAAUGAGUAGCAUGUUGUGGCUUGCACCAACCCAUGUUAGACAUUGGGCGGGAAUGAUUCGCUACACCAUGCUAUUCCGAAUCGCACUAAACAUGGCGGACAGUAUGACUCUAUUCCUACCUGCAGAUACCAUUCGCUUUGAUGAGGCCAUGUUUUCUAUCAUUAAUUUGUCUCUUUAAAUUUACUUAACCUGGUGAACGCAGGUGAUUGUCUCGUGUACACAUAUUGCAUACCGGUGUUUCUUACAACUUUAAAACACCCGUACGCAUGUUGCUCAAAUUAUACGAGACAAUCGUCUCUGCUGAUGAAGGUGCGUUUAUUAUACUGCUGUAUCAAGUCUGAUGAAUUCAAUAGUAUGACCUUGAUGUGAUAUUCAACUAACCAAAUCUCCCUAAAAUGUAUCCAAGACACAAAGACACGAAGAUAAAAGUAGUUCAACGUAAUUAUUGGUUCCAACAUUCUCAUUGAAACCAUGCAAAUGUAAAAAUCACAUUUGUGACCAACUUGCUAUGCCCUCUAACCAGUCGUCGGUCAUGUUUAAUGGCAUCUACACCGGCUGUUCUACCUCGGAAGAAGGUGAGGAAGGUGAAGAAGGCGUGCACCCAGUGUGGUUACACCAUGUUACUUGAUUGCGUUUGGUUUACACCAACGCACACUUGUGUACACGGUGUAGCGAAUCAAACACGCCCAACAGUGUACCGCUUGGAGUCAUACACUCUCCACACUUCUCGGUGCCGUUCUCUAGUGUGGAAAGUCAACUCCACCAAUACUCUUCACCAUGGAGAAUGUCCAACCACUCUCCACUGGCUAUACACGUUUGCGAACGCGGAGUGAGCGUGGAGAGGUAGGCGAGCGAAAUAUAAUUUCACCUGGAGUUACUUCACCGACACGUUCCUCUUACUCUACGAUGGACCAUGACUCCACGUUACACGCUUGUAUGGCGUGGAGGAAACGUGGAUGCACAUGCUCACAUGAUAGGUGAUAUCAGAAGUAUCAUGUGCGUAAAAUUGCAUGAGACAAGAUGACAACACAAACAGCACGGCCGAAUCACCAAAUAGUGAGCUUAGAAUUGCACACAAUAAUUUAGUCGCGUGACUAUAAACUCUAGCAAUGUUAAUAGGGCAGAUGUUUUAUCACUUAAUUUUGUGUUAUCCGCUGCGCCAUCCGAACAUCUGAGUUGAUACCACAAAUCGACUACCUCUACGUCAUUACAAUUCAGCCAAUAAGGAUGUUAGGGAAUGCAUAUCACAUGAAAUUAAUAUAUUUCUCUUAUUUACAUAAAAAAUUAGCGGGCCGAAAUCAUUAAGAUUUAUAGAGGAUAUGUAAUGGAUUCCCUUAUGGCAGUAUGCAAAGAUGCACAUUUAAUUUUUACGAGUGCGGAGCACGUGUGUUGACAUAAAGACAUGUUAUUCGUUUGUUAAUUGUUUCACUUGAAGACAACUUAUUAUUGUCAACACAAUCACUAUAUCAGGCUAACGUACCUCGAGUUUCAGUAUAAACCAUGUGUUGGUUCUAGAAAAACGCUUUUUAAACUUCACAAUCGGUUUGUCUAUCAUCAUUACUGGUACUUUUAGGAAAAGAAAGACGUUUUGUUUUAUUGUCACCGUAUUUUUGAUUUAUAAGAAUAUGGUGGCUGUGAUUAGGCUUUUUAAAUCCACAGCUGGUUUAUGCAGUGAUCAUUAUAUCGUUUUAGGUUGUUUUAAAAUGUGUAACACCAUUUACAUUCAGUCUUAAUGCAAAAUAUUGCGAUUUUUCGCCGCGUCUCUCCCGUCGCCCGUAUGACUUACAACAAGGUAAUUAAGCGCCCUAUGGUAUUGCGGGUCUGUGAGUAUACAUAUUUUGGCAGUUACGAGGCUGAUUAACCUUUGACGUCUCGACUGUUUGAUAUAAACGAAUAUUGAUUUGAUCACGAA